AUGUUCCCCCGCCCGCUGACCCCGCUGGCGGCCCCAAAUGGCGCCGAGCCCCUGGGCCGGGCGCUGAGGCGGGCCCCAUUGGGCAGGGCCCGGGCUGGCCUCGGGGGACCACCACUGCUACUGCCGUCUAUGCUGAUGUUCGCGGUGAUCGUGGCCUCCAGCGGGCUACUGCUCAUGAUCGAACGGGGCAUCCUGGCGGAGAUGAAGCCCCUUCCCCUGCACCCUUCUAGCCACCAGGGCGCGGCCUGGCGCGGGGCAAUGCCCAAGUCCGGGGGCCUGUCCCUGGAUGAUGGGGACUCAGACUUGCAAGUGCGGCAGGACGUCCGGAACAGGACCUUAAAGGCGGUGUGCGGACAGCCAGGCAUGCCCCGGGACCCCUGGGACUUGUCCGUGGGGCAGCGGCGCACCCUGCUCCGCCACAUCCUCGUAAGUGACCGCUACCGCUUCCUCUACUGCUACGUCCCCAAAGUGGCCUGCUCCAACUGGAAGCGGGUGCUGAAGGUGCUGGCCGGCGUCCUGGACAGCGUGGACGUCCGCCUCAAGAUGGACCACCGCAGUGACCUGGUGUUCCUGGCAGACCUGCGGCCGGAUGAGAUUCGCUACCGCCUGCAGCACUACUUCAAGUUCCUGUUUGUGCGGGACCCCUUAGAACCUCUUUCCGCUUACCGCAACAAGUUUGGCGAGAUCCGAGAGUACCAGCAGCGUUAUGGGGCCGAGAUCGUGAGGCGGUACAGGGCUGGAGCUGGGCCCAGUCCUGCAGGGGACGAUGUCACCUUCCCUGAGUUCCUGAGAUACCUGGCGGAUGAGGACCCUGAGCGAAUGAAUGAGCACUGGAUGCCUGUGUACCACCUGUGCCAACCUUGUGCCGUGCACUACGACUUUGUGGGCUCCUAUGAGAGGCUGGAGGCCGAUGCCAACCAGGUGCUGGAGUGGGUGCAGGCACCACCCCAUGUCCGGUUCCCAGCUCGCCAAGCCUGGUACCGGCCAGCCAGUCCUGAAAGCCUGCACUACCACCUGUGCAAUGCCCCACGGGCCCUGCUGCAGGAUGUGCUGCCCAAGUAUAUCCUGGACUUCUCCCUCUUUGCCUACCCAUUGCCUAAUGUCACCAGGGAGGCCUGUCACCAGUGACCGUGGAGCCAGCAGCUUUGGGGGCUGGUUUCAACAACACCGGCUUCUGUUACUUCUCCUGCUGUUCAGACAAACCCUGGGUCUGGGGCUUGAGACUUCUCCAGAUGUCCAGACAUCUGGGUGGCAGGGACUAUCCUCCAGAGUUCCUUGUCCAGACAAGGUGCGCACAGAGACUCAGGGCAGAUUUAGACAAGGGGUCUGCUGCACCCCACCGGGGAUCUCUUAUGGCCAGACAACUGUUCAUUAGCGCAGACACACAUCUGACCUAAAGACUGGCUCGGGGCCUCUGGCUACAGGCCUUGUGCAGUCCACCUUAAUUUAACCUGUGGCCAACCCCUGAAGUGUCACUAACCCUGUGGCUCUGAUACUCCCCUUCAACCACCCAUGUGCCUCAGGACUGGAGUGAGCAGUUGUGCCUUUAAGUGACUUUUGU
Molecule: messenger RNA, 1561 nt
Organism: Castor canadensis (American beaver)
Lineage: Eukaryota; Metazoa; Chordata; Mammalia; Rodentia; Castoridae
Gene: Chst14
Product: carbohydrate sulfotransferase 14
Biological process (GO): carbohydrate biosynthetic process; dermatan sulfate proteoglycan metabolic process
Cellular component (GO): membrane
Molecular function (GO): sulfotransferase activity
Source: RefSeq, a predicted model, not a curated record